AUGGCAGGCGAGAAGAAGGAACCAAUGGCAGAAGAAAAAAAGGAACAGAAGAAACCGCGUCGCCAUUCUAGCCGCAACCCUGUGCUAGCCAGGGGCAUUGGCAGAUAUUCCCGCUCUGCCAUGUAUGCUAGGAGAGCCAUGUACAAGCGCAAAUACAAAGCUCCUGAGACAAAAAUCGAGAAGAAGUUGAAGGAAAAAGCUCCCUUUUCAAUCACCAAGCCUGUUGGAGGAGACAAGAAUGGUGGCACCCGUGUCGUUAAAGUCCGCAAAAUGCCACGAUAUUACCCCACUGAAGAUGUCCCUCGCAAAAGGCUUAGCCAUGGUAACAAACCUUUCAGCCAGCAUAAGAGGCGCCUGCGUGCAUCCAUCACCCCAGGGACAGUGCUUAUCAUGCUGACCGGUCGCCACAGAUGUAAGCGUGUGCUUUUCUUGAAGCAGCUUGAUAGUGGUCUGCUGCUGAUCACCGGUCCUCUGACCCUCAAUCGUGUCCCACUGCGUAGAGUUCACCAAAAAUUUGUCAUUGCAACAUCUACAAAGGUUGACCUGUCAGCUGUGAAAAUCCCCAAGCACUUGACUGACUCCUACUUCAAGAAGAAGAAGCUGCGCAGACCCAAGCACCAGGAGGGCGAGAUCUUUGACACUGAGAAAGAGAAAUAUCAGCUAACAGAACAGCGGAAGGAAGACCAGAAGACUGUAGAUUCCCAACUCCUGCCCAUUAUUAAACAAACUGCUCAGCUCCGUGGCUACCUCCGCUCCAUGUUCUGUCUGUCUAAGGGCGUUUAUCCACAUAAAUUAAUCUUUUAAGCAAGCUGUAAAGAGAUAUACUUAUUAAAAUUGGGAUUUCAACA
Molecule: messenger RNA, 848 nt
Organism: Carcharodon carcharias (great white shark)
Lineage: Eukaryota; Metazoa; Chordata; Chondrichthyes; Lamniformes; Lamnidae
Gene: rpl6
Product: ribosomal protein L6
Exons: 6
Coding region: 1-804 (267 amino acids)
Biological process (GO): translation
Cellular component (GO): ribosome
Molecular function (GO): structural constituent of ribosome
Source: RefSeq, a predicted model, not a curated record